AUGACGCGCUUCGACCGGCAGCGGCUCCGAGUUGCAAUGCUUCUCCUGGGAUUUCUGCACGGUGUGACAGUGCAAAAUGAUGGACCAGCAUGGCAUGAUGGCGAGUCUCAGCACAGCAGUAACGAUGACGUGGUUGUGUACAUGUGCAUCAAUCAUUCUAAUAUAUGUGUGCGUGUGUGUUCAAUCAUUUCUUUCCGUCCCUUUAAUCCAGCCUCCAGAUGUGCGGGCAACGCCUGCAGCCCUCCUGUGGGCAACUUGGCCAGUGGCAGGACCCUUCACACACAGUCACUCUGCUGCUCCAACAGCUCGCUGAUGGCGGAUGACCCUUUUCUCCACCCAGACACGUGGUGGGAGUCGGGGGUCACAGCAGCUGGAGACGACGAGAUCCAUCUGGACUUGGAGGACCGGUUCUGUCUGACCCAUGUGGUGAUGGUGUUCCGCUCGCCACGUCCUGCCGCCAUGACCCUGGAGCGCUCGCAGGACUUUGGCCGCACCUGGGAGACACUGAAGGUGUUCGCUGAGAAUUGCAGCUCUGCUUUCGGGCUCCCUGAUGAUGUUAGCCAGCAGGAAGCGCUCUGCACGUCCAGAUACUCCAGCGCCAUGCCAUGUACUGGGGGAGAGGUGAUUUUCCGUUCCAUGGCUCAAGGCAGAGGGAUGGACGACCCGUAUAGUCCCGAAGCCCUGUCCAUACUGACCCUCACUAGCCUGCGCGUGCGCCUCCUGAAACCCCAUCGCUGUCCUGCUUCUCCUUUCACCUCCUCUAGGGGGCAGCACAACGCUCCACAACAAGCACCCAACAUCAGAUUCUUACCCAAAGUUCCCAGACAGCCAUCUCGUAACUCCACAAGCUCCGAUUCUGCUCCUUAUGCCAUCUUUUCGCUCCUUGCGCAAGGGACGUGUCUGUGUCAUGGACAUGCAGAGCAAUGCCUUCCUACUGGAGGACAAGACAGCCUGCAAAGCAGCGGCAGUGUGCAGGUGCAAGGAAGGUGUGUUUGCACUCACCACACAGCAGGCGUUCACUGUGAGAAAUGCGCUCCGCUCUACAACGAUCGGCCCUGGAGAGCAGCAAACGGCAGCAGCGGAGAACCGAACCCCUGUCAGAAGUGUGAAUGUCAUGGCCACGCACAGAGCUGUCACUUCUCUCAGCGAGUGUGGAGCACCACAGGUGGCACCAGUGGAGGUGUCUGUGAUGACUGCCAGCACAACACGGAGGGCCGGAAGUGUCAACGCUGCAGCCCAGGAUACCGACGCCACCCGGGUCGCCCCCUCGCCUCGCCUCAAGCCUGUACACGCUGUUGGUGCGACCCAGUCGGCUCGGUCCCAGUCAGAACCAGUGGCGAGGCAGGCUGGUGUCACCCCAGGAGCGGGCAGUGCCACUGUAAGCCUGGUGUCGGUGGGACGAUCUGUAGUCACUGUCUGCCUGGACACUGGGGCUUUGGACUAGAGGGCUGCAGACCCUGCGCAUGCCCUCUGACCUGUGACCCCGCUACAGGUCACUGCUUAGAAAGCAAACCCAACGGAGAAUUUUACAACAUUCCUCUCGGAGGCAAAAUUCCUGAUCUGACUCACCUCCACCCCCAUGAGGAGAACAAGUCGUGGUCCAACGAGCUCACGGUCUCUGCGCUGUACGACACAGGGAAAUGUACCUGCAAGGAAAGGAAGGUGAAGAGUGUGUCCGAUUUGUGCAGGAUGAAACAUUCUUAUGUGAUCAAGGCCAGUGUGCUGUCAGCUCAUGAUAAAGGCACGCAUGCGGUGGUGCAGGUGAAGGUGAGGAAGGUGCUGCGCUCAGGCGUCGUGUCGCUUUCUCAGGGCACACACAGCCUGUACCCGCUGUCCUGGACCAGCCGUGGCUGCACCUGCCCCGUCCUCAACCCAGGAUCAGAGUACCUGCUGGCGGGUUCAGAGGAGGCAGAAUCGGGCCGUUUGCUGGUCACCAUGCAGAGUCUGGUAGUGCCAUGGACAAGCACGCUCAGCUUUCUCGUCUCCGAGGCUCUGCGGCGGGGCUGCUUAUGAUAAGAA
Ictalurus furcatus (blue catfish) is the source of this 2019-nucleotide messenger RNA. RefSeq names its product netrin-4. The record is from RefSeq and is a predicted model, not a curated record. NCBI's taxonomy places the organism in Eukaryota, Metazoa, Chordata, Actinopteri, Siluriformes, Ictaluridae. The transcript has 11 exons. Gene Ontology annotation, cellular component: laminin trimer. Gene Ontology annotation, molecular function: protein binding. Gene Ontology annotation, biological process: basement membrane assembly; cell migration; substrate adhesion-dependent cell spreading. Bases 1 to 2013 code for a protein of 670 amino acids.